AAGCCCACCAAGCACACUCACAAUCCUUUACUAUUACUUUGCGUGACCAACAAAUCAACUCCAAAAAUUAAAUAAAAAAAUCACAUUUUUCUCUCAAAAUUCUCUAUCUCCUCAUCGGUCAAACAUAUCGAUGAAGGUCACCGCCGACUCUUGUCUCGGCGCUGAUGAAACGGCGUGGCCGCCUGGGUUCAGGUUUCACCCGACAGACGAGGAGCUUGUGCUUUACUACUUGAAGAAGAAGAUCUGUAAGAAAAGGAUAAAACUCAAUAUUAUUCGGGAACUUGAUGUUUACAAGUGGGAUCCUGAGGAGUUGCCUGGGCAAUCGAUAUUGAAGACUGGGGAUAGGCAAUGGUUCUUCUUCAGUCCAAGGGAUAGGAAGUAUCCUAAUGGAGCAAGGUCAAAUAGGGCGACCAGACAGGGGUAUUGGAAAGCAACAGGGAAGGACCGCAUUGUUGUGUGCAAUUCUCGGAAUGUUGGAGUGAAGAAAACCCUAGUUUUCUACAGAGGCCGAGCGCCGAGUGGUCAACGAACUGAUUGGGUGAUGCACGAGUAUACUUUGGAUGAAGAAGAACUUAAUAGGUGCCCAAAUGUGCAGGAUUAUUAUGCGCUUUACAAGGUUUUCAAAAAAAGUGGACCUGGACCUAAGAAUGGUGAACAGUAUGGAGCACCAUUUAAGGAAGAGGACUGGGCUGAUGAUGAAAAUCCAUGUGUCAAUAGCUUGGUUACUCCAGAGAUUCCUGUUGAGCAGCAUAAUGAAGUGUCUCUUGUUGAUAAUGUUAGAGUGUCAGCUCAACUUGAGCUGCCAUUGAAUGAUUUUGAGGACAUAAUAAAACAAAUAGCUGAAGAACCUGCUCUUAACCAUCUACAGAACAAUGAUUUCACUUAUCCACUGCCCCAGGUUGCUAGUGAAGAAGAGGCACAAAGUACUUUAGUUGAUCCAUCUUUCAGGGAAGUUGUUUCUGAACCAGCUGGAGAGUUGACGACAAGUGGUCAGCACUACAAUAAACACACCAGCUUAAACUUUAACCAGUCAGCUACCUCAACAUUGCAAUUGCACGAGGCAUCUGAGGUCACAUCUGCUCCCCAGUUAAAUGAAGAGGAUUUCCUGGAAAUUGAUGAUCUCAUUGGUCCAGAGCCUUCUUUCUACAACACUGAGCAACCUGCCGAAAACUUGCAGUUUGAUGGAUUGAGUGAGUUUGACCUGUACCACGAUGCAGCCAUGUUUUUGUGGGACAUUGGGCCUGUUGAUCAGGAAGCAGUUUCAUGUUCAUACGUGAGUUCCUAUGGGUGUGAUAUGGUUAACCAAGCAAGCUACCGGCUGCAGCCCAAUUCAAUAACAAACCCGGUGGAUUAUCAGUUGCAGCCAAAUUUGGUGGCCAACCAGGUGGAUUAUGAGCUGCAUCCACAAUUUUUUGAUGCGGAGCAGAUGAACAAUCAGCUGUGGGUGCAUGAUCAUCAAAAUAAUGCAUUAGCUACUUCAGAAUCACAUCAUGGGAUUCUUUUCCAAUCAACAGGUGCUGUGUGCGAAUCGAGCGAUAAUUCUACUGGAGCCAAUGGAAAUCAAGGGAGCAAAGAGGGUGAUGCUGCUAAUGGUUGGUUAUCUUCUGCCUUGUGGGGUUUUGUUGAGUCCAUCCCUACUACGCCUGCGUCAGCCUCAGAGAACCCUUUGGUUAAUAAGGCUUUUGAGCGAAUGUCAAGCUUCAGCAGGAUUAGAAUGAAUGUCAAAAACAUCAAUGUUGAUGCAGCGCUUUUCUUCAAAUUUUUGCCCUUGGUUUGUGGGAUGUCAACGCAAAUUCUUACUAUUCUCCGAUUGCGAAUCAGCAGGGAAAAACCAACUCGUGGCCACCCGAAAGAGCCAUCAGAUCGUAAGAGGACUGUCAAGUUCCUCGGAGUUUGAAAGGUCAAAGUUUGACACAACGUCAUAUAUUGACACCUUUCAAACAGGAGUUUGAUCCAUUCGCAACACCAGACAAACACAUCUGAAACAAUAAAAUCACUUUAUCUCGGUAAGUUAUACAGAAGACUAUUUUCCUUGACAUCCAUCACAAAUCAAAAGCCUCGAAACCAUACGCUCUCUAUUGAGUCUAUUCCAUGGAUCGGUGUGAGGUAAUACGGUAAAUAUUCUCUUUUUAUGAAUUGCUAAUGGUUUGAAAACCUCAGCCCUGGUCACUGUAAUUGAAGCAUGUUGAUUUAUUUCAAGCCACAAUGACAGUUAAAGAGUCUUUCUUCAGGCCUUCAAAAUUUCAAUAGAUAACUUCCUAUAGCUCUUAAGGUUGUAUUGUCUUGUGAAACUAAUAGAUAUUGGGUUUAUGAUAUCUCAAACACCAUGGUUGAGGAUUUGUGGAUGACUCGUAGUAUUUCAACAGUUGGAUACUCACAAUCGAUUCCGAGCACUCAAUCUUUGAAGUUCUAGAUGAUUUUUAAGCAACAUGUUGAAGCUCGAAUGACCCAUCUUGUUGUUGAGAUAAUCAAUGUAAUGUUGAGACGGCUGAACCCGACAAUUGUACAAGGAGUUGAGAUCAAACAUGGAUGGUGCAUAUGGUCCACCUCAUUAGCCUCCCGGUCCUGAUAAAGACCCUCCUCCUCUUUCUCUUUCUUUAGUCUUUCUCUUUUAGAUGAAUUGUAUUCAAAAUGAUGAGUUUUAAAAUCUGUAAUAAAUAUUUAGUUUUUUAUUUUAA
Messenger RNA from Populus trichocarpa (black cottonwood), 2678 nucleotides. RefSeq names its product NAC domain-containing protein 17. The transcript has 6 exons. Gene Ontology annotation, biological process: regulation of DNA-templated transcription. Gene Ontology annotation, molecular function: DNA binding. Lineage: Eukaryota; Viridiplantae; Streptophyta; Magnoliopsida; Malpighiales; Salicaceae. The record is from RefSeq and is a predicted model, not a curated record. The coding region runs from base 131 to 1897 and encodes 588 amino acids.